AUGGAGUUGGACAGUGAGGAUAGCAAGGUUGGGCAAACUGUUGUGGUUUCCAAAAGCAGAAGUAGCUUUGUGAACAACGCCACGAAUCCAUUUCUAGAUCCUUUUGUGGCCAGCUACUGGAGCAAAGUCUACACGGAUUGUCGGUAUGAAUGCAGAGAACGGUUUGAUCCUAAGUUCACGUGGACUCCCGAAGAGGAGCGUAAUCUAGGGUGGAAGCUUGAUUUGAAGGUUACUGCACUUGCUUGCUUCAUGUUCGUUGCCUUGCAAGUCGAUAGGGGCAACCUAGCUCAGGCCGUCGCAGACAACCUACUGGAAGAUUUGGACCUUACCACAGACAUGUACAACAACGGAAACACAAUUUUUUAUGUCACUUUUAUUGUCAGUGAGGUCCCCUCAUCACUAAUUUGCAAGAAAUUGGGUGUUGACCUGUGGGUACCAUUUUUAAUGGUUUCAUGGUCUCUGGUUGCGAUAUUGCAAUGCAAAAUGACUAAUAAGCAUUCAUUUUACGCGACGAGAGCGUUGCUAGGGCUUUUGGAAGGCGGAUUUACUCCUGAGCUAGUCUUGUGGAUGUCUUAUUUUUUUACUUCUAGCGAGCUUUCAAUCAAGCUGUCCUACUUCUGGACAGCUUUGUCUUUAACUCAAAUCGGAACAGCAUUGAUGGCUUACGGGAUUCUGCGGAUGCGCGGUAUUCUGGGAAUGGCAGGUUGGCAGUGGCUUUUCAUUAUUGAAGGGGUGUUCACGCUUUUCAUUGCUUUAGUGUCUGCCCUGGUAAUGGCGCCCUCUGUGGUGCAAACCAAACGGUUCUGGAACAAAAAGGGGUGGCUCUCAGAGCGAGAGGAGAAAAUAAUCGUCAACAAGGUUCUAAGAGACGAUCCAUCGAAGGGUGACAUGAACAACAGACAAGGUGUCACCGCCUCCAGCCUGUUGUAUGCUUUAUUGGACUAUAACAUGUAUCCUCUUUACAUCAUUGGUGUCCUGGCCUACAUCCCGUUGAAUCUGCUGACUAGCUAUAUGACUUUGGUGCUAAAGAACCUUGGUUUCACUACGCUUAAUGCCGUCCUACUCACUGUCCCCUACAGCUUCGUACACAUCAUUUUGCUGAUAGGAAUUACAUGGCUGAGCGAGAAGAUAAACGAGAGGUCGCUUGUUUGCUGCCUCUUUGCGCUCUAUGAAAUUCCUCUUGUCGGAGUGCUGGCCUUUUGGAAAGAUUCAAUGGUGAACAAAUGGGGAACAUGGGCGGUUUGUACUCUCAUUCUGGGGCUGCCAUAUAUUCACGCCAUUUGCUUGAGCUGGGUGUCGCGCAACUCUUGGUCCCUAAAGACCAGAUCUGUUUCUCUGUCCCUCUACUAUAUGUGUGCACAGAUUGGAUCUUUGAUCUCGGCCAACAUCUACCACGAAAGCGAUGCUCCGCUGUACAGAAAAGGAAACACGGACCUGUUCUGGCUCUCGGUGGCCAUGUUACCCGUUCUGCUUCUCACCAAGGCAUACUACAUGUAUGUGAACCACUCAAGAGAGCGGCGGUGGCAGAUGAUGGAUUCGGCAGAACGCGAAAAUUAUAUAUUGAAUACGACCGACGUGGGGUCUAAACGUUUGGAUUUUAGACUCGCGCAUUAA
This is a messenger RNA of Ogataea haglerorum, 1614 nucleotides long. RefSeq lists its product as uncharacterized. Gene Ontology annotation, molecular function: transmembrane transporter activity. NCBI's taxonomy places the organism in Eukaryota, Fungi, Ascomycota, Pichiomycetes, Pichiales, Pichiaceae. The record is from RefSeq and is a predicted model, not a curated record. Gene Ontology annotation, cellular component: membrane. The transcript has a single exon. The coding region runs from base 1 to 1614 and encodes 537 amino acids. Gene Ontology annotation, biological process: transmembrane transport.